Molecule: messenger RNA, 2711 nt
Organism: Homo sapiens (human)
Lineage: Eukaryota; Metazoa; Chordata; Mammalia; Primates; Hominidae
Gene: HLA-E
Product: major histocompatibility complex, class I, E
Exons: 7
Coding region: 64-1263 (399 amino acids)
Biological process (GO): signal transduction; antigen processing and presentation; immune response
Cellular component (GO): cell surface; recycling endosome membrane; early endosome membrane
Source: RefSeq, a predicted model, not a curated record
GACUAUAAAGUCCCCAUCCGGACUCAAGAAGUUCUCAGGACUCAGAGGCUGGGAUCAUGGUAGAUGGAACCCUCCUUUUACUCCUCUCGGAGGCCCUGGCCCUUACCCAGACCUGGGCGGGUGAGUGCGGGGUCGGGAUGGAAACGGCCUCUACCGGGAGUAGAGAGGGGCCGGCCCGGCGGGGGCGAAGGACUCGGGGAGCCGCGCCGGGAGGAGGGUCGGGCCGAUCUCAGCCCCUCCUCGCCCCCAGGCUCCCACUCCUUGAAGUAUUUCCACACUUCCGUGUCCCGGCCCGGCCGCGGGGAGCCCCGCUUCAUCUCUGUGGGCUACGUGGACGACACCCAGUUCGUGCGCUUCGACAACGACGCCGCGAGUCCGAGGAUGGUGCCGCGGGCGCCGUGGAUGGAGCAGGAGGGGUCAGAGUAUUGGGACCGGGAGACACGGAGCGCCAGGGACACCGCACAGAUUUUCCGAGUGAACCUGCGGACGCUGCGCGGCUACUACAAUCAGAGCGAGGCCGGGUCUCACACCCUGCAGUGGAUGCAUGGCUGCGAGCUGGGGCCCGACAGGCGCUUCCUCCGCGGGUAUGAACAGUUCGCCUACGACGGCAAGGAUUAUCUCACCCUGAAUGAGGACCUGCGCUCCUGGACCGCGGUGGACACGGCGGCUCAGAUCUCCGAGCAAAAGUCAAAUGAUGCCUCUGAGGCGGAGCACCAGAGAGCCUACCUGGAAGACACAUGCGUGGAGUGGCUCCACAAAUACCUGGAGAAGGGGAAGGAGACGCUGCUUCACCUGGAGCCCCCAAAGACACACGUGACUCACCACCCCAUCUCUGACCAUGAGGCCACCCUGAGGUGCUGGGCCCUGGGCUUCUACCCUGCGGAGAUCACACUGACCUGGCAGCAGGAUGGGGAGGGCCAUACCCAGGACACGGAGCUCGUGGAGACCAGGCCUGCAGGGGAUGGAACCUUCCAGAAGUGGGCAGCUGUGGUGGUGCCUUCUGGAGAGGAGCAGAGAUACACGUGCCAUGUGCAGCAUGAGGGGCUACCCGAGCCCGUCACCCUGAGAUGGAAGCCGGCUUCCCAGCCCACCAUCCCCAUCGUGGGCAUCAUUGCUGGCCUGGUUCUCCUUGGAUCUGUGGUCUCUGGAGCUGUGGUUGCUGCUGUGAUAUGGAGGAAGAAGAGCUCAGGUGGAAAAGGAGGGAGCUACUCUAAGGCUGAGUGGAGCGACAGUGCCCAGGGGUCUGAGUCUCACAGCUUGUAAAGCCUGAGACAGCUGCCUUGUGUGCGACUGAGAUGCACAGCUGCCUUGUGUGCGACUGAGAUGCAGGAUUUCCUCACGCCUCCCCUAUGUGUCUUAGGGGACUCUGGCUUCUCUUUUUGCAAGGGCCUCUGAAUCUGUCUGUGUCCCUGUUAGCACAAUGUGAGGAGGUAGAGAAACAGUCCACCUCUGUGUCUACCAUGACCCCCUUCCUCACACUGACCUGUGUUCCUUCCCUGUUCUCUUUUCUAUUAAAAAUAAGAACCUGGGCAGAGUGCGGCAGCUCAUGCCUGUAAUCCCAGCACUUAGGGAGGCCGAGGAGGGCAGAUCACGAGGUCAGGAGAUCGAAACCAUCCUGGCUAACACGGUGAAACCCCGUCUCUACUAAAAAAUACAAAAAAUUAGCUGGGCGCAGAGGCACGGGCCUGUAGUCCCAGCUACUCAGGAGGCGGAGGCAGGAGAAUGGCGUCAACCCGGGAGGCGGAGGUUGCAGUGAGCCAGGAUUGUGCGACUGCACUCCAGCCUGGGUGACAGGGUGAAACGCCAUCUCAAAAAAUAAAAAUUAAAAAAUAAAAAAAGAACCUGGAUCUCAAUUUAAUUUUUCAUAUUCUUGCAAUGAAAUGGACUUGAGGAAGCUAAGAUCAUAGCUAGAAAUACAGAUAAUUCCACAGCACAUCUCUAGCAAAUUUAGCCUAUUCCUAUUCUCUAGCCUAUUCCUUACCACCUGUAAUCUUGACCAUAUACCUUGGAGUUGAAUAUUGUUUUCAUACUGCUGUGGUUUGAAUGUUCCCUCCAACACUCAUGUUGAGACUUAAUCCCUAAUGUGGCAAUACUGAAAGGUGGGGCCUUUGAGAUGUGAUUGGAUCGUAAGGCUGUGCCUUCAUUCAUGGGUUAAUGGAUUAAUGGGUUAUCACAGGAAUGGGACUGGUGGCUUUAUAAGAAGAGGAAAAGAGAACUGAGCUAGCAUGCCCAGCCCACAGAGAGCCUCCACUAGAGUGAUGCUAAGUGGAAAUGUGAGGUGCAGCUGCCACAGAGGGCCCCCACCAGGGAAAUGUCUAGUGUCUAGUGGAUCCAGGCCACAGGAGAGAGUGCCUUGUGGAGCGCUGGGAGCAGGACCUGACCACCACCAGGACCCCAGAACUGUGGAGUCAGUGGCAGCAUGCAGCGCCCCCUUGGGAAAGCUUUAGGCACCAGCCUGCAACCCAUUCGAGCAGCCACGUAGGCUGCACCCAGCAAAGCCACAGGCACGGGGCUACCUGAGGCCUUGGGGGCCCAAUCCCUGCUCCAGUGUGUCCGUGAGGCAGCACACGAAGUCAAAAGAGAUUAUUCUCUUCCCACAGAUACCUUUUCUCUCCCAUGACCCUUUAACAGCAUCUGCUUCAUUCCCCUCACCUUCCCAGGCUGAUCUGAGGUAAACUUUGAAGUAAAAUAAAAGCUGUGUUUGAGCAUCA